UUUAAUAGUGCUGUUGUUUGCCGUGUUUAGCGAUGGGGAGGCGCAUUCCUAAGUAUAGUAUAAAUAUCCAGUGAAGACUUAGAUUGCCAUUGAAUUCAAUUAUAGCAAAAGUUUCACAAUGAACACCUACAUCUCAUUCUUAUAUUUCACAGCUUUGAUUGCAGUUGCUUACUCAGUAUCUCCUCCAUACGAGGAAGAGUGGCAAAAAGUAAUCAAAGUGACAAUUCUCGGGUAUUUGAAGAAUGGAACAUGUUACCAGGGUUGGUACACGGUACUAAAACAUGAGGUUAUAACGGAAAUGAAGCCAAAAAUAUGUAAUGCGAUUGAUCAACGUUUUGACAGCAUUCUAUCCAGACUUUCAGUCGGCUCUGAAUACUGUCGGACAGAUAUAUUCAAUGACCUACAUCCAGAUGGAGCUGUUCGUGUUUCUGUUGACUACCAUAUACCCGUUUAUAAGCUGCGACGACUCAAUAAAAAGUUGUCGGUAGUUGAUGUUUUGGGAAUGUUCACCAAGAAUCUACUGGAGAGUCAAAUAUCCGAUGAGUUUUCACGGAAGAUAGAAGUUUCGAAUAUACUGAUAGCAUUUCCUAAUCACGAAGCAGCUUCUUAUAGACGGAGGGUAAUGGACCUCAAAACCAACUUGUGCGAACCUGUUCCAUUUGACCACAACUACGAUCCCAGAAAGGUUAUAUUCCUGGAUGGGUACUAAUGCACUGGUGAGACACGCAAAGUGGGCGAUUAGACUUUCCUUUCUUUCUGUAGUUGAGAUAGUCUCUUCACUUAUUUUGAUUAAAUAAACUUAAAUCUAUCGUAGUAAUAGUGACUUUGCUUUCAAUAUUACACACAUAUGCAUUAUUG
Trichobilharzia szidati is the source of this 858-nucleotide messenger RNA. The record is from the annotation of a GenBank genome assembly. NCBI's taxonomy places the organism in Eukaryota, Metazoa, Platyhelminthes, Trematoda, Strigeidida, Schistosomatidae.